Messenger RNA from Lucilia cuprina (Australian sheep blowfly), 615 nucleotides. RefSeq lists its product as uncharacterized. The record is from RefSeq and is a predicted model, not a curated record. Lineage: Eukaryota; Metazoa; Arthropoda; Insecta; Diptera; Calliphoridae. The coding region runs from base 1 to 615 and encodes 204 amino acids. The transcript has a single exon.
AUGGGCAAUUAUAUAGACAAAGGUUCACAUACAUUCGAUGAUAAUCAUGAUGAAAAUGUACGCGUAGAUUCCACAGAAGUCGCCGAAUUUGCAGAUCGUCUUUCUUUGUCCAACAGUACAACGAGCAUAGAAGUAGCACAGGAGGCGGGAGAAAGUUUAAAUUUCCACAUAUUCUCCUAUAAACAAUAUAUGCCAUGUAAAAAACGUCAAAUCUACAAAUGGGCCUCAGCUAAAUUGGCCCUUACCGAGGAAUUGAUUAGAACAAAUCAAUUGCGUACCAUACAACUGCAACAGUGCUCAUACUUAGAACCAGAUACCGAUUAUCUGACCGACGACGAAAUGGAUGAGGUCUCAAUAGAUAAGCAGUUGUGUUCAUUGGAAAAAUAUCGCACUGAAUUGGUUGAACUUAUUGGUCGUUUGUCGAUAAGUAAUCGAACAAAAUCACAAAAACGUAAAAAAGGUAAACGUUUGAAGCGACGUAAAUUGCUAUCGAAAUGUAAUAGCAACAGUAAUAGUAUGAAUACCGAUGAUUCGGAAAUGUCGGAUUCUUCAAAAAUAGGACUAAAUCGUGAUAAAAUUAUUAAGAGAACGCCUUUAAAAGUUAAGAACUAUUGA